AUGCCUUCCUCACGCAGCCGCCGCAACCGGCGCCGGUUGGGCCGCCCGCCGCGUGACUGGGCGGCGCUGCUGGCGGACGCGCUGCUGGACAUCCUCGGAAAGCUCGACCACAUCGACAUCCUCAGGGGCGCCGGCCCGGUGUGCCGCUCCAGGCGCCGUACCGCACGGGACGAGCCCGAGCUGUGGCGCCGCAUCAACAUGCUGUACCACGCGGAGCUCUUCUUCGAGUGCGAUCUCCACCUGCUGGCGCGGACCGCCGUCCGCCGCAGCGCGGGGCUGUGCGAGGCGUUCUGGGGCGAGUACGCCGGCGACGACCACCUCAUCCUCUACCUCGCUGACAGGGCGCCAUUGCUGAAGAGCCUUCGCUUCAUAUACUGCUACGAUGUCUGUCAGGAAGCAUUCAUGGAGGCCAUGACGAAGUUCCUUCUGCUCGAGGCGCUGGAGCUUUCGCUCAGUCCUAACGUCUAUGGAGAGGCCUUUGCAGUCGUUGGCGCAUCAUGCCCAAACCUCAAGCGUUUCAGACUGGGCAAAUAA
Molecule: messenger RNA, 534 nt
Organism: Miscanthus lutarioriparius
Lineage: Eukaryota; Viridiplantae; Streptophyta; Magnoliopsida; Poales; Poaceae
Source: the annotation of a GenBank genome assembly